Mobula hypostoma (lesser devil ray) is the source of this 6363-nucleotide messenger RNA. RefSeq names its product peroxisomal biogenesis factor 5-like a (gene pex5la). Lineage: Eukaryota; Metazoa; Chordata; Chondrichthyes; Myliobatiformes; Myliobatidae. Bases 240 to 2045 code for a protein of 601 amino acids. Gene Ontology annotation, biological process: protein import into peroxisome matrix, docking. The record is from RefSeq and is a predicted model, not a curated record. Gene Ontology annotation, cellular component: cytosol; peroxisomal membrane. Gene Ontology annotation, molecular function: protein binding. The transcript has 14 exons.
UGGGAGAUGGGCGGAGGAGCUGGACUCACAGGGAGGCGGUUUCAGCAACAGCGCCAGCAGCAGGUUCAGCGCCGUCACUCUUCAAGUCACCUCUGAACAGAAAGCCGACGGAAAGCCCGAAGAAGCACCUCAGCCCGAGAGUUGCUCGCAGACGGCAGGAAGCGCCGCGCUCCGGCAGCAAGGAGCCGGCUAAAAUGUAUCAGGGCCACAUGCAGGUCAUUUAAUGUCGCUCCAGGAACAUGACUAGUCACUUCCUGGCGUUAGCCACCCAUAUGCCUUGGCACACGUUGUUUGGAACUCACCGGAAAACAUGGCCUUUCUUACACAGUGUCAGAUUGGAACAUCUUCAGCUGGUGAAUGAACAGCAGGAGAGUCGACCCCUCCUGAGCCCAUCAAUUGAUGAUUUUCUACUUGAAGCAAAAGCUGACAGAGUUUCCCGUACAACGACUUCAAAUACAGCAGUUCUGUCACCAGCUUUGGAUCUCCUGGACCUUAUGGAGCCAGCUAUGACAAGCAGUAAUAAGACAAAGAAAUCUGAUGUUGCCUCAAGAAGUGAAGCAGCUAAAACUGCCUCCUUUAGAAAAGAGCCAGAUGACACCGAUCUAAUCAAAGUAGAAAUUGAGCAAAGUACUCAGAGUGUCAAAUCCCCACAUAGACCAUCCCUGGAUGCUGUUAGUAUCCCACCACGUAUAGAGAAGUGGGAAGAAGUGAAUUUGCAGAGUGCAAAGACUCCUGAGGAACAAUGGGUCACAGAAAGGAGAUGUUCCAACAGGAUUGCUUCACAAGAGUUCCUCUGGUCUACAGAAAAUAAGGUCCAAUCUGAGGCUGUAACAGGUAAAACUGCAACAGAACUGCAUUCAUCAUCAACAGAACUGGAACAGAUACCAACAACACAGAAUCGAAUGACCAAGGAACAACGUUGGGGAAGUGCACUACUAACUCGAAACCAGUCAACAGAGGAAGAGUUUGAAAGAGCAAAGGCAGCAGUUGAGUCUGACACAGAAUUCUGGGAUAAAAUGCAAGAUGAAUGGGAAGAAAUGGCACGUAGAAAUUGGAUUGCAGGAAGUGAGCAGCCACCAACAAGUACAACUGUCUCCCCGCAUGAGAAGGGCUAUUAUUUUCACACUGACAAUCCCUAUAAAGACUGGCCCAAUGCAUUUGAGGAAGCAUUAAAGAAGCAGAAGGAGGGGGAUCUGCCCAAUGCUGUCUUGUUGUUGGAAUCAGCUGUUUUGCAGGACCCCUAUGAUGCAGAGGCCUGGCAGUACUUGGGCACCACCCAAGCAGAUAAUGAAAAUGAACAAGCUGCAAUUGUUGCUCUCCAGAGAUGUCUAGAGCUGCAGUCUUGUAACCUGGAUGCCCUUAUGGCAUUAGCAGUAAGUCUCACCAACAUUGGUCUGCAACAGGAGGCCAGCGAAGCCCUGAAAAAUUGGAUUAGACAUAACCCCAAGUACAAGUACCUCAUAAGGGGAAAAACUGGCUCUCCAGUUCUUGGAAGGAGGGAAUCCAAAGAAACAGGAGGAAGUUUGUUCCUUGCAGAAGUAAAAGACCUGUUUUUGAAAGCAGCUCAUCAGAAUUCAGAUGCCAUAGAUCCAGACCUGCAGACUGGACUAGGUGUGCUUUUCAAUCUCAGUGGAGAAUAUGACAAAGCCAUUGAAGCUUUCAAUGCUGCCCUCACGAUUAGACCACAGGAUUAUUUAUUGUGGAAUCGCCUGGGAGCCACUUUGGCAAAUGGAGAUCGGAGUGAAGAGGCUGUUGAGGCUUACCAAAGGGCUUUGGAAAUUCAACCUGGCUUCAUCCGGUCAAGGUACAAUCUGGGAAUCAGUUGCAUAAACCUGGGAGCUUACAAAGAAGCUGUCAGCAAUUUCCUUACAGCUUUGAACUUGCAGAGGAAGAGUCGAAGCACACAAUUCUGCCACCAGUUUAUUUCGGGCAGCAUCUGGACAGCUGUCAGGAUAGCACUCUCCCUGAUGGACCAGCCGGAGCUCUUCCAUGCAGCACAUGUGGGAGACCUUGACACCUUAUUGAAAGCCUUCAAUUUGGACUGAUCUGUAUUCUGUCGUAGAUUAAUGAUUAUACCAGAUACAUAAAGCAUACUUUGCAUUUACCUGGAAAUCUCAAGCAUAUUGUCAAGAUUUUUACAGUUAAUUAAGAAUGGGAUUUUUCAUGGUGAAUAACCCAUUUCCUAAACACUAUCCAGUGGUUUUGCCAUCAUUUUGGAACAAAAGUCUAAAUUUGGAUUAAAAAAAUUUCAACCCAAUGUUAUGCAGUCUAUCAUUUUAACAUACAGUUUCUGGGUGGUGGAAUAAAAUUAGUUUUGUGAUAGCAUGAUAUAUGCUACAUUCUCAUUUAGAAUAUUCAAAAUAUGUUAAAUUCUUCAUUGUUCAUGGACUUCAUUAACAAUUUAUUGUCCGGCCCUAAUUGACUGAACUAGGGAGACAGUUAACAGAUGCAUUUGAUUUGCACACAGGUACCUUUCCUUCCCUUAAGGAUGUAAGUGAACCAGAUUUUUUUAACAUAACUAAUCAAUUAAUUUUUUAAUAUCUGGUUUUAAACUCCCCCAGUUGCUAUGGGAGAUUUUAACUCAGGUCAGGAUUACUGGUCUCUUGUUAAGAUCCAGUAAAUUAGCCUCCAAGGUACAGUAGAAGUUUUACGUUUUCCCACUGGGCACUUGUGUAUUUCAGCAACAAAUUGAAUAAUAUUGGAAAGCCGUCUCAAUAACAAAAGGCAAAAGUUAGAGAAAAACAUGCAGUGUCAGUGAGAGUAUCUGAAGCAAGUACAAUAGAAAUGUAAAAGAGAAGUACAGCCUAGAGGGAUACAAGCCAAACACAGGCAAAUGGGAUUAGUUUAGUUUGGCAGCUUGGUCAGUACUGAUAAGGUGGGCCAAAGGACCUGUUUCUAUGCUAUAUUACUCUAUGAUUCCAAACCAUUUGCUGGAAAGUAGUCUUGUGCAUCUUACUCUUCUAUCUAUCCACCCAAUGAGUAGAUACCAAGUAUUGCUACUUUAAUGGAUGAAAUGAAAUCAUAAUGCUCAGUGGCCCAAAAAUUAAAUUUGGUUCUCUUUCAGGAUAGAUGUAGGAAAGGUUAACCAACUGAAGACAAAAUCAAUAGAUUUUUAGGCGUUAAUGAACAAGGAGACGUGGAAUUCGUGUCCUUGCGUUCUUUAUCACUGUAGCUUUUCUUUUUAAACACAGUUUUCUCCCCCGUCAAGUAUGCUGACAGAUGUAAUGAGAUUAAUCCCCAGCUAAAUCCUAAGUAAUUUUGAAAUGAUGAGACAUGAUGCCUAAGGUCAUAAGAAAUAAAAAUGUUAAAACAUAUAAAAAUUAGUUAAUUACAGUAUAUUCUUGAACAAUAUUAUUCAAAUAGGACAUCCUUUUUAUUAACAGUCAUCUAGAACCUUCCCUCAAUGAGGAAUAUGGCACAUAUUUCUGUCCAAAAAAUUAAUAAUUGGUAUUAAUUCAUAGAUGCUGUUUAUUUUACCAUUUCCUUUAACUUCCCAAGAGAUCCUGUAUGUUAAAUUUACUUACUAGUGUAAAAUGUGUUCUUGUACAUCUAACUUAGAAUUGUUCAUUUUUUUGAAUAUUUUCAUUACCAGCCUACAUUUAUAAAAUAGCACAUUGUUUCUUUUUUUGAUUUUUCUGGUACUUUCAAUAAACCCACUGCAGGUUUUAUUUAGUUUUGUAACAGAACUAUAAUAGCCCAGAGUCUAAAGUCAAUGAGAACUAAAAUCACCAGAGCACACACAAUAUGAAACUGCUUACCAUAACCAGAAAUGGACAGAUAAAAAUCUAGAAUUUUUAAAUGGAAUAUAUAAAGAUCUGGAAUUUAUUUUAAAAUAAGCAUGCAAAAAAGCAUACUAAUUUAGUACUGGUAUUUAUAAAGCAUGAUGCAUUCCGUUAAAAAAUACUUUCCUGAUGAGUACAAAUUUCCUUUGGAAUACUGUGUUCUGAUAGCUUAAAAACGCUUCAUUGUACUGAAUGACUUGGGCCAUUAGAAAUAAGUGUAUAUGCCUCAUCAUUCAGAAAAUAAUUUUUAUAUAAAUACAGGAAGAGAAAAAUAUUGCUAUGGUUUCAGAUUGCUUGGCACAGUUUUCUCUGAUAUAUUCAGUCCAAGUUACAGUCACAACACAAACAAAAUCACAUUGCAUGACUCUGAAACCCAAAUGCCUGUCGUUCUGUGUCCGUUUUAAAAUAGUUCCCUUUCUCCUUUAGCAUGGUAUCUAAUUAUGGUAUUUUUACAAUAUAUUCUGUCACUUCAUGGGGUAGAAUGAGGAGGGUAUAAGCAUCAAACCCCUAUCUAGACAAAAUAAAAUCAUGUUCCAACUACUACUUGAGCAAUCAUUUGGUAUCAGGGAUCAGCAAUUAAUUGCUUUCAUUUCAAUUUUAUUGAUUCUGAGGACAUCAAUGUGGCAACUGCAGACUCUUCCAUAAAUGAGCAGGAGGUACCUGCCCAGCACAUGCUCCAAGGCUUGGAGUUUCAAUAGCAUCCUCGAUACACUUACCCUCAUUAAGAAGUCAUGGGCCAGAUAGGGCCUCUGCCCCUUCCCUCUACAGUCCUGACGAAGGGUUCUGGCCCGAAACGUCGACUGAUCUUUUCCACAGAUGCUGCCCGACCUGCUGAGUUCCUCCAGCAUGUUGUGGGUGUUGCUUGGGCCAGAGUUUCCCAGACAUCAGUGAGGAAGUUGCAUUUUUUCACUUUGAGCACAAACUUCACUCUUCUGUCUACCUGAAAUUCUUCCCAUGACAGCGCAGAAUAAAAUAUGUUUUGAGAGUCUAGUGUAGGCUUGGGGAUAAAUGCAUUUUUGGGCACAUUGUAUUUUAAAACAAUUGUCAAAUGAUAUUAGCACAAAUAUUUUAAUGUUACAAAAGUUGUAUGAAUUUUAGCACUGCUUACUGAAACAUUAUCACAGCUUAUAAAAAGAGUUCCAGAUGGAUAGAUAUACUGUCACAUUCCUCAUAUGCUUUUAACAAAACUGCCCAUCUGUGUAUUUUAACUCGGGGAUGUGAUUGGUAAAAGAAAAUGGAACACUCUUAAAAUAUGUAUUCCUAUACUUGAGAUGAUUUCAGUAACCGCACAGUACAAUCACAGAUAGAAUAUGAUGCUAAUGAUAAUACAUGGUUCAUGAAAUAACAUGGGCAAACAGCCUGCCCUUGACAGACUUUAACUGAAGCAAAGAUGGGGCAUCAUUCUGUCUUCUUUGAAAGCUGCCAUGGACUUUAAGAUUUUAAGUUUGCCGGAUGCUCAGAGGUAUUUACAAAAAUUGUCAUUGAAAUAUCAAGUUGAAGUGAUUUUUUAAAAAAAUACUUACCUAGUGACAGCAUUGAGGGUCUCGGAUACUAAUUUGGCUCAGACUUGGUGUAGGAUCUGUGUGGGGACUCUCCAAUAAUAAUGCUGGACAAUACCACCAAGGCUGGGCCUGGUUAUUCAACUCCAAAUAGAUAUAAGCCAAGUGGUGAUAGAUGUGGCAUCUUUGGAACCACACCAUCCCAGCUAACAUGAUUUGGCCCAACAAUAAUGCACCAUGCCAUAGGGUGCAACUGCUGUGGUUAUGGCUUUUACUUGGCCUAAAAAUGUACUUAUCAAAAAUGGGCUUCUGAUACUUUGAGAGAUCCAGCAUGCUUAGGUCAAAUAAUACUUAAAAGCCUUUUCCAUUUUCCCUAAAUAUAAAACAUGAAAUACAGAUAAUUAUUGACUUUUACCUAUGGCCCAGACUACAUAUUUCCAUGAGCAUAUCAAAAGCAUCAAAAUUUUCCAUAAAUGUAUUAACUAUAAAGAGAAGUGCCCAUAGUAAAGUGUAAAUAUAUAAAGGGCGAAUAUUUCUGGACGAUUGUGGCUAAAGGAUGAAUCUGUUUUAAUUAAAACAUUUCUGAUUUUAUCACACCAAGCAACAAGUUUUAUGUGCAUUCUUUAUUAAACACAAAUCCUGGUUAAUAACACAUGAUUAUUAUGUGCAAAAAUAUCUUCUGAUACCAGACAACUACAGUGUAUUUUUCUCAGUGCUGGGAUUUUGCUUAACAUGAAUUUAGAAGCAUGACUGUGCUACCAGCAAAUGGUAAUUUUUAUUUUCCUUAAAACUUUGUUUCCAUUUGGGAACUAUAUAUGUAAGAAAUGAACUGUCUAGUUCUGAGGGACUUUGAUCCUAUUGUACAUUGAGUGAUGAAAUCACCAGGCUUUGAAACAAUUUGCAGGUAAUUCAAAAUACAAUUAAUUUGAUGCUUCAAACUGGUUUUUGCACUAAAUGAGGACUGCCAGUGUUAGCAUGUGAGGAAUUCUAAUGAGUACAGAACAUGAUAGGUUAUUUGAAUAAAGUUAAAAUAUGCAUAGGUUAUUUGCUGUACUGAUUCUCUCUAAUAAAAUUCACUUUGA